This is a messenger RNA of Aureobasidium pullulans EXF-150, 1342 nucleotides long. RefSeq names its product phosphoserine aminotransferase. The transcript has a single exon. Gene Ontology annotation, cellular component: cytoplasm. Bases 1 to 1287 code for a protein of 428 amino acids. Gene Ontology annotation, biological process: L-serine biosynthetic process. Gene Ontology annotation, molecular function: pyridoxal phosphate binding; O-phospho-L-serine:2-oxoglutarate transaminase activity. The record is from RefSeq and is a predicted model, not a curated record. NCBI's taxonomy places the organism in Eukaryota, Fungi, Ascomycota, Dothideomycetes, Dothideales, Saccotheciaceae.
AUGCCCUCCCGUGAAGCCACCGCCUAUUUCGGCGCUGGCCCCGCCCCUCUGCCCACAGCUGUUCUGGAAAAGGCAUCCCAAGUCCUCCUCAACUACAACGACUCUGGAAUUGGAAUCACGGAAAUCUCGCAUCGCUCGGGCGAUGCUGAAAAGAUCCUCGAAAGCACCAAGUCUGCAUUGGCACAACUCCUCGACAUUCCUGCUCAAGAAGGCCCCGAUGGCUACCAGAUCAUUUUCCUGCAGGGUGGUGGUUCUGGCGAAUUCAGUGCUUCCGUUUACCACAUGACCGCCCUCUGGGUUGAGAAGAGAAGACAACAAAUCGUGAAAGAGCUUGGUACAGAAGACGAGACCAAGGUGUUUGAUGCUCUGAGAAAGGCCGUGGAUGACGAGUUCAAGCUCGACUACCUGGUCACUGGAAGUUGGUCAUUGAAGGCCAGUCAAGAGGCCGCCAGACUCAUUGGCGCAAGCCAUGUCAACGUUGCUGUCGACAGUCGCAAGGAGAACAACGGCAAAUUCGGCACCAUUCCCAAGGAGUCAGAAUGGUCUUUGACCCCCAACCCCGCCCACAGCGGUAUGCUCUACUACUGCGACAACGAGACUGUCGAUGGUGUCGAGUUCCCUGCCUUCCCCGAUGUCGACUCCUCCAAGUACCAGGUCAUCGCCGACAUGUCCUCCAACUUCCUCAGCCGCAAGGUUGAUGUCAAGAGAUAUUCCGCCAUCUUCGGUGGUGCACAGAAGAACGUCGGCACCACAGGAAUCACCAUCGCCAUCAUCAAGAACUCUCUCCUCACUCAACUCGCCAAGCCCGAUCUGCUGCGCAAGUUGAACCUUCCUGUUGGCCCCGUCGUCCUGGAUUGGCCCACAAUCGCAAAGAACAACUCCCUCUACAACACCCUUCCCAUCUUCGACGUCUGGAUCGCUGGCCAAGUAAUGCAGUCCCUGAUCACCAAGGCUUCCACAGAUGGCCCCAAGAUCGCCACUCAACAAGCAGAGUCAGAAAAGAAGGCUUCAUUGCUUUACGGCAUCCUUGACAAAUACCCCGUCUUCCACGUCGUGCCCGACAAGUCCGUUCGCAGCAAGAUGAACAUCUGCUUCCGCAUCGGUAGCGAGCAAGACAGAGAUGACAAGGAGAAGAAGUUCCUCGCUGGUGCAAACGAGAGACUACUCCUCGGAUGCAAGGGUCACCGUAGCGUUGGUGGUUGCAGAAUCAGCAACUACAACGCCGUCAGCGUGGAGAAGGUCGAGAAGCUCGCACAGUGGCUCGAAGAGUUCGCUCAGCAGCAAUAGAAGAAUUCGUUCUGAUCAAGAUACUUGGAAAAGUUUUACGUUUAUAGAGGAAAUG